This is a messenger RNA of Aspergillus alliaceus, 255 nucleotides long. Its product is annotated as YOS1 family protein. Gene Ontology annotation, biological process: endoplasmic reticulum to Golgi vesicle-mediated transport. The transcript is spliced from 2 exons. The record is from RefSeq and is a predicted model, not a curated record. Lineage: Eukaryota; Fungi; Ascomycota; Eurotiomycetes; Eurotiales; Aspergillaceae. Bases 1 to 255 code for a protein of 84 amino acids. Gene Ontology annotation, cellular component: Golgi membrane; COPII-coated ER to Golgi transport vesicle; endoplasmic reticulum membrane.
AUGUUCCUCUUCGGCCUCGGACGCCUCGUCUACGUCGCCGUCCUAAUAACAAACGCAAUCGCAAUCCUAAGCGAAGACCGCUUCCUCGCCAGAAUCGGAUGGGGUCGCUCACAAGCCGAUCCCUCCUUCGGCUCUUCCCACGAUAGUACCAGCGUCAAGGCUAAGACGGUAGAUCUAAUCGCCAGCGUCCGGACAGUUAUGCGAAGUACGUUGAACCCGCACCUUUCUCUACCCUCCAAGGCCCAUGCCCUUUGA